Molecule: messenger RNA, 681 nt
Organism: Nicotiana tabacum (common tobacco)
Lineage: Eukaryota; Viridiplantae; Streptophyta; Magnoliopsida; Solanales; Solanaceae
Source: RefSeq, a predicted model, not a curated record
AUGGCUAAGGAGGCAGUUGAGUUUUUCAAGGCUCAAUUCACUGAAGAUAAUAUGCUUACUGCUUUUGACAUUAUCAAGCUUCAGGCACAUCCCAAAGAAUCUAAGGUAUUAGGGAGAUCAUUAGAUGCUUUAUUUGAUGAUCCAAACUUCAUUGGAUUUGGGAUGCCAAAGUGGAGUAAAAACAUCAAUUAUCUAUCAUAUGCUGAUGAUACUAUCAUUUUUAGUUCAUCACAUUAUGGAGCUAUACAGUUAAUUAUGAAUGUACUGGAGGAUUAUGAAGCGGAUUUUGGGCAGAAAGUUAAUAAGGAGAAGUCUUCAUUCUAUAUGCAUGAAAAUUCACCCCCUGAAGAAGCCAAUACAGUUCAUUUGAUCAAAACAUUUCAGAGGCAUCCUUUCCCCUUUACAUACCUUGGAUGCACUAUUUUUUAUAGUAGAAGGAAGAAGGAGUUCUAUAAGGGUAUCACAUUUAAGGUUCAGCAGAGACUACAUUCAUGGAAGGGCAGAAUUCUAUCUUUUGGAGGAAGGGUUGUGCUAAUUGCUCAUAUAGUUUGGAGCAAUUCUGCAAAUGGAAGGGCUAAACAUUGGGCAUCAUGGGCUACACUAUGCUUGCCUAAAGUAGAAGGAGGUGCUAGGUUUAGAUCACUUCAUGAUGUGUCUAAGGCUUUGUUUGCUAAGUUGUAG